This is a messenger RNA of Fusarium redolens, 747 nucleotides long. Its product is annotated as nucleotide-diphospho-sugar transferase. The annotation marks the transcript as partial. The transcript has 2 exons. Gene Ontology annotation, cellular component: mannan polymerase complex. Gene Ontology annotation, molecular function: alpha-1,6-mannosyltransferase activity. Gene Ontology annotation, biological process: protein N-linked glycosylation. The record is from RefSeq and is a predicted model, not a curated record. NCBI's taxonomy places the organism in Eukaryota, Fungi, Ascomycota, Sordariomycetes, Hypocreales, Nectriaceae.
UUGGAUCCUAAAAAGCUCGAAACGACUGCAUCAUGGUUGUCCAUGAACACGGAUUACGCCUAUACAUUGGUUGGAAAGGACGGAGCCGAUGAAUUUGUUAAACGUCACUUCGCUGAUGAACCGAGCAUCGUGGAAGCAUACAAUAAAGCCCCAAAUGUUGGCAUGAAGUCAGACCUCCUUCGGUAUCUCAUUCUGGCGAUCAAAGGUGGCGUCUACACCGACACUGACACUAUCGCCCUUAAGCCUAUCCAGAAGUGGGUGCCACCAGAGCUCCAAGGUGAGGUUAGCUUGAUCGUUGGCAUCGAGUUCGACCGACGAAACGGCGGGGCUUGGGCGGAUACAUCUCAUUGGCUCCAGUUCUGUCAGUGGACAAUUGCAGCUGUCCCCGGACAUCGUGUCUUCAGGAAGAUGACUAGGCGUGAUGUCCAGUCAAUGGAGGACUUGUCACGCAAGCACAAUGUCACAGUUGAUCAGCUGAAGCCAGGCAGCUUUGAGGUCAUGAACUCUACAGGUCCAGCGGCUUGGACAGACGUCGUGUUUGAGCAAUUGCAAGAAUAUGACUCUACUCUCAACACCACCAAGGAUCUUUCAUUCAUGACAGAGCCGAAGCUGUAUGGCGAUAUACUGGUCCUGACAAUUGAUGGGUUUGGCAUGGGCCAGGUUCAUUCGCACAGCACACAUGACGGAAGCAUUCCCGAGGCUGCUUUAAUAAAGCAUCGUUUCCGGGGGUCUUGGAGAGGUAGUUAA